CGGCGCGCGCCGGGUACGCGCGCCGGCGAACAUGGCGUUCGCCCGGCUAGAGCGAGUACUUUAAUCCCGGGAGGCGACGGCAGCGGCGGCGGCGAGGGAGCGAGCCUCGAGCGGGCGGGCCCCAGCCUGAGGGAAGGGAGGAAGGGGCGGGGAGAGCGCCGGAGGGAGGCCGGUCGGCCGCGGGCGGGCGGGCAGCGCAGCGCCGAGCGGGGCCCGCGGGUCCAUGAGGAGGCCCCGGGACCAUGGGCUCCAGGAUCAAGCAAAACCCAGAGACUACAUUUGAAGUGUAUGUGGAAGUGGCCUAUCCUAGGACUGGUGGCACUCUUUCAGAUCCUGAGGUGCAGAGGCAAUUCCCGGAGGACUACAGUGACCAGGAAGUUCUACAGACUUUGACCAAGUUUUGUUUUCCCUUCUAUGUGGACAGUCUCACAGUUAGCCAAGUUGGCCAGAACUUCACGUUUGUGCUCACUGACAUUGACAGCAAACAGAGAUUCGGGUUCUGCCGCUUAUCUUCAGGAGCCAAGAGCUGCUUCUGUAUCUUAAGCUACCUCCCCUGGUUCGAGGUAUUUUAUAAGCUCCUUAACAUCUUGGCAGAUUACACGACAAAACGACAGGAAAGUCAGUGGAAUGAACUUCUUGAAACUCUGCACAGACUUCCCAUCCCUGACCCCGGAGAGGCUGUUCACCUCAGCGUGCAUUCUUACUUCACUGUGCCUGAUACCAGAGAGCUUCCUAGCAUACCUGAGAAUAGAAAUCUGACAGAAUAUUUUGUGGCUGUGGAUGUGAACAACAUGUUGCAUCUGUACGCCAGCAUGCUGUACGAGCGCCGGAUCCUCAUCAUCUGCAGCAAGCUCAGCACCUUGACUGCCUGCAUCCACGGCUCUGCUGCCAUGCUCUACCCCAUGUACUGGCAGCACGUGUACAUCCCUGUGCUGCCCCCGCACCUGCUGGACUACUGCUGUGCUCCCAUGCCCUACCUCAUAGGAAUCCAUUUAAGUUUAAUGGAGAAGGUCAGAAACAUGGCCCUAGAUGAUGUUGUGAUCUUGAACGUGGACACCAACACCCUGGAAACUCCUUUUGAUGACCUCCAGAGCCUUCCAAAUGAUGUGAUCUCCUCCCUGAAGAACAGGUUGAAGAAGGUCUCCACAACCACCGGUGAUGGGGUAGCUAGAGCCUUCCUCAAGGCACAGGCUGCUUUCUUUGGCAGCUACCGGAAUGCUCUAAAGAUUGAACCAGAAGAGCCCAUCACCUUCAGUGAAGAAGCCUUCGUGUCCCACUACCGCUCUGGAGCCAUGAGGCAGUUCCUACAGAAUGCAACUCAGUUGCAGCUCUUCAAACAGUUUAUUGAUGGCCGACUAGACCUUCUCAAUUCCGGUGAAGGUUUCAGCGAUGUCUUUGAGGAGGAGAUCAACAUGGGCGAGUAUGCUGGUAGUGAUAAACUGUACCAUCAGUGGCUGUCCACAGUCCGGAAAGGAAGUGGAGCGAUUCUGAAUACUGUAAAAACAAAAGCUAACCCAGCCAUGAAGACUGUCUACAAAUUUGCAAAAGAUCAUGCAAAAAUGGGAAUAAAAGAGGUGAAAAAUCGCUUGAAGCAAAAGGACAUCACCGAGAAUGGCUGUGCUUCCUCUGCAGAAGAGCCACUGCCAAAAACCAUGCCAUCUCCACUGACAGAGGCCAAGGACCCCAAACUUCGAGAAGACAGGAGGCCAAUCACAGUCCACUUUGGGCAGCUACAAAGACUCCAUCCCACUCGGCCGCCGCCUCCCAAGAUCCAGCGCUCAAGGCCCGUACGACCACCUCGUCCUCAUGUCGUCAAGAGACCCAAGAGCAACAUCACUGUGGAAGGCCGGAGGACAUCUGUUUCAAGCCCUGAGCAGUAUUUCCUGAAUGGAGGAACAUAGGAAAUGGUGAAGGAAGAUGCCUGCUCACAGUCCACCAACCCUGGAGAUCAGGAAAAUGCCAAUAAACAAGCACAAACACCUAACAAGCACUCACUGUAUGCCAGGUGUGCAUGAACUAUGACUGAAGCUGCUUGCACCUUGCCUGCCCUGACCCUGCAAGAGCUAGGAGCUGCCACCAGCUCAGGAGCAAGUCAAGUCUCCAGGAUGCCAGCUGGGCCUGGGCCCCAGGGGGGCUAACCCCCUGGCAGGCUGCCAAUACCUACUGCCUGAGCAACCAGAAAUCCAAACACCCUCACAGAAGGUCACAGGCCCAAUUAGCAGAGUGAGAGGCCCCUGACCUGACUCAGCACCUCCCCAGUGGAUUCUGGGUGGUAGAGACAAAGAGAAUCCUGAAGCCAUAUGAGGCACUGGAGCCAGAACUGGAAAAGGAAGAACCAACAGUAACCCCCAUCCAAGAGUGUCCAAGCUGGGGGUGUCUCUACCACACCGGCAAUGGCUCAUAUGACUGGAGACACCAUAGCCCUUUCACUGGCUAUUCACGCGACUGAGCACAAAGGUCCCUCAGCAGUCAAAGAAAGCUGCACCCACACAUCCGCAGCAUCCUCCCCACACACAGAAGGACAGUUCCCAAGCACUAUCACCACAGAAACUGAUUCCCUCUGGAAAGCUCCAAGGAGUCACCCUUUCCAUUACCUCUUAAAGGCUUUAACACUUAGCUGAGACCCCUGCCUCUUAUACUUUCCAUGCCACAAUAGCUUAUUGUGUUCCCAGCCCCAUCAUGGGUCACACCUAACCUCCCUGAGCCCAGCCAGGACAGCAUGAGCCCCUCUCAAACACAAAGGAGCCAGGCCUCUAGCAAGUGGAACAACUUACCCUGAGGCUGAGUCACACACCUAGGAAUGUCGUGAGAGGUCCCUCUCCUGCCACAGCUUCCAUGGCCCUCAGGGUUGUUCUGAGGGUGAAGGGCUGAGUUCACACAAUGUUGGUAUCUCCAGACUCUCCCUAUCCUCACCUUAGCCCGAAGCACAGAGCCCAGAGGGUGGCAAUGUCUUAUUCCUGUGCAUGUUCCCUGCUAACUUAGUAAGGACCUUCUCUGGCCAUGCUUGAACCACAAGUCUGGGCUUACCAUAUGGGCAUUAGAGAAUUCUGUUGACAGAAGGGAUGGCCACAAAGGCUGAGGAAUGCCUCAGUGGGUGCAUUAGUGGAGAGUAGAAAAUAAAUAAUAAGCCCAAGAGAGAGACCAGGACUAGCCGUCUUCCUGCUCCUGAUGAUAGCCCUACCACCUGGCCACACGUCACCUCAGCCUACCCAAGCCAUCUAUCCUUACACUAUCCAAGGCUCCCACCCCCAGGUCUGCUCUCUCCUGAACAACCCACCCUUGAUGCUCUCAGAGGUACCCCUGGCCAUCAAGCCACAUUUGUUCUGCUCAGGAUGAAAGUGCAGAGUCCAUGUCAUUUUCUAGGGAGCCUCAUCUGAGAGUCUUUGAGCCAAGGGUACCCCUGACCCCUGCUGUCUCUUGGCAAAGCCAGUUUCCAAGGAAAUGGAAGGAUCUGGAUUCUUGCCGAUGACAAUAGGAAUUAUCACUGACAGCAGAAUAGCCCUUGUUCUGAUGGUGACUGGUGAUGGCAAUGACCCUCGCUCUUCAGCAGAUAUUCAUGUAACUGAGUACAAACAUCCCUGUGUACAUAGUUCCUGUGUCAGCCUUUAGCUCCUCCCUCAACGCAGCAGCUCUUACUCUGGCUGCCUCCGGCUCCCAGAGGUACCCAACCUUGCUUCAGAGCCCUUUCUGCUUUUCAGCCACUACCAAGUCUGUGGUUGGGGGGAUGGUCCUAUAUCAUGUGGUUAGAAGAGCUGUGGGAAUUCUAGGUAAGGCUGGCUGGGUGAUACCCAUCUCCUGAGAUACAUCCAGUGGAGGACCACUCGUAUGGAUGAUAACAACCACCUCUUCAUCCCUGACCAGGAGAGAGAUGUCCAACAUCACUGUGUAAAGCAGCGUGGGGACAUCAGCUGAGGGCUCAGUACUUAGUAGGCACCGUGCAAAGCCCUUGGUGAGGAUUUCACUUUCCUGCUCAGGCCUUCAGGAAAGCACAGCAUCCCCAUUUGCAGAGAACUCAAGGUCCAAGGAGGUAAAGCGACUUUGCCAAGGUGUCCGGAAAGAAAGGAAAAAGAAGUUGAAAAUGGGCAGGCUGGCCUUCUCCAUUGCCUGUCUAUACAAGUUACCCAACCAGGACUGUGUCAUCAAGAAACACAAAGUAGCCAGGCCAUUUACAAAGUGAAGACCCUUUGUGCCAGCGUGAAAUGAUUCUUCUAAAAUGAUCAUGGUGUCCCCUCAUUACCUCAGGAGACCAAGGCCUGGAUGAUUUCCUCCCAUCUUUAUCUCAAGUGCAUUUAAAUGUCAAUUAAAUUUGAAACAUCUACAUUUGUCAGCACUUCAUUUCGGGCCAGCGUGAUGUGCAGCUGAUUUGUCCAUGCGAUGUGACACAUUAAAAAACUCUCGAUGUAGAUCUUCCUCAUUAAAAAAUAAGCCAGUGCGAUCCUGAAGCAGCAGAGAGCGCAGAGCACAUCCCGGCUUCCUGAUGCCGUGUCUCUGACAUGGUAUUUAAAAAGGAACAGCCUCGCCUGUCACCACUGUCACACACGCGCGCUAACCAGCGACACGUUAAACCAAACAUUAGAAAGGGCUCAGGAGUCAUCCACAUGGGAACCCCACUGCAGGGUGGACAAGGCAGGGGCAGCAGGGAGAUGAUAGGUCCAAGCUGUGAUGGACAGAGCCUUUCUCUCACGCCGUGACAUCACAGCCCUUGCUGGGUAGCCAAGUUCAGCGAGGCCUGCCUUUUCCCAGACAGCCCCUUUGUGUGUAAUAAAAUGCAGGCAAAUGGUGGGGGGCAGACUGCAGGGUAGUAGCUGAAUUGGGUUAAUGAGGGAAGAGGUACAGUUUUUUAUAUUCUGCCUUAAGCUAAUAAAAAAUUUAAACCUGGACAUUUUCGAUGGUUCAUCCUUUAUCCCUGACAAAUAUCUGACUGUAUCUUUCAUGGGAGAACAUGAGCAGCUGAAUUUAAAUAAGUUUAUUUUGAAACCUCAUCUUUCAUUAAAAGGGGAAGUGGAAACCCCCUACCUCUCAUUUCAUUGUUUCAGCUCCAGGGAACAGGUGGCAGGACCCUGUGGUGUUUAGAGACAGGCAAAUCUAGAUUCCACUCCAGCCCCAUCUUCAGCUGCUGUGUGACCCCAGGCUAGGAACACCCCUUCUCUGAGCUUUGCUUUCUCUGUUAUGAAAAAUUAGUGAGAAAUUGUGUGGACAGCAUGUGAGUUGUUUUCUGAGUCAUCACCAUCCUUGUGUCCUGGACAUGACAAAGCUCUGAUUGACCAAAUCACAUGGCACAUUUCCCGCCAGUGCCUGUCACUCAAGAAGCAGUGAUGUGCUAUGAACACCUGAGCCUGGCCUGCCGUCAGAGCCAGCUGGAAGAAGCUAGGUGUAGACUGAGAAGUAGCGCUCCCUCUCCUGCUUCCUGCAGUCACAGCACGGGGACACCGGGGGAGGACCCAGGUGUUAAAGCUGACCCGCCCUGCAGCACUUUAAUGACACCAAAGUCCUCCUAGCAUAAAGGCUCUCUCUCUGCUCUCUGGGAAUGUGACAGGAAUGAUCUGUGCCAGGGAAGGGGCUCGUGCUUUCUGUAGGUGUCGAAGAGGCAUUCGCAGUGAAUUUGAGGCUCACCAAGCACUUGGCUCUAUGUGACCCAGGUAAGGACAUUCUCUCGUGUGUAUCUGUGGUCAGCGCUGUGAUUCUUAGGAGAGCCUGAGCUAGAGCCCCUGGCUUGCUUUCUGUCUUGGUUAUCUGCUCACUUUUCUCUCCUUCAUCAGUAGUCCCCUAGCAGAUCCCUAGCUCUAGAUCUGCUUAAGCACAGUCAGGAAAUGCACUCUGGGUAGGUAGGUAGGUGCUCAGACAAAGGGGGAGAUGGCUAGACGGCUGCAUGUUAGGUUGCUGUUCUCAGAGGCACCCCAGGUAAUAACAGGUUACUCCAGCAGUAGGGAUCACAGCACUGGCCACCCCAGUGCCUGUGGUGUUAACCUGAACCCUAUCUUGAGGCUUCUGCUCUUAAUCCUGUACACUUUGUAUGUAAGUAUCUCAGGGGUCACAUUAUCAGAGCCCUAAAGUAAUGAAGAGAUCUGUGUAAUGUGUUAGGUGCUCUUAGAGGAGGAAGGAUCCCCAGCAUGCCAGCCCUCAGUCUAUCAACCACAAACCUUCAUCCUACUAAACGUGGGCCCCAGGAGGAAGAAAAGCAGCAAUGGCCAGGCCCCUGGCCUUGAGCUCAAUCAGGAACAGAAUUGCAGAUUAACUGGAGUCCAUGAGGUACCAAGACCCACAGCCAAGUAUAGAUGGGAACUUCAGGUCCUUCCUAGGGGUUGACAUCUGGGUCAGGUCUUCAAGAUGGAAAAACAGUUUUGGGAUAGACAGGCACAAAAUCUGAGUGGCAAAGGAUGCCUGCUCAGAGAUGACUCUCCAGCUUAAGUGCCAUGGAUGGGUGGGAAGGGGCCUCAAGGCUUGGCCUACAAUCCACCCAUACCCAGUAUGUACCUCAAGCUGCCCAGAGUGGAGUGAAAAUGCUGGGAUUUCUGCCCCACACCAGCUAGAAACUGUCCCAUGCUUGAGAGCAGAGGCAAAAGAGAGAGAUCAGUUUACUUCUGCAUCUGAAUAUUUCUCUUUACCCCUUCUGCAAUGGAUUAGCUUGUCCCUUCUACUCAGCCUCAUAGGCUAUGAAGGCAGCAGGGACCUAGUUUCAUGCUAGGCCAGAAGAAACACGUUUCUUCAUGCAGAGCCUCCUGCCAUCAGCAUCCUUCCACAGCAGUCUUUCUCCAGUUGUGGAAGAGCUAAGGUGUCUCAUGCUAGGUAUCAGGUGGUCUGGGAAUGGAAGUUAGCACAGCCCUGUAUCUGCCCCUUCCUGAUGCAUGACCCGACCCUGGGCUAGCCACAACCUCCACUGAAGUCUGAGGAGAAAGCUCAUGGCGAGCCUGCAGGGACAGGAAAGAAAAUGAGGCUAUACAGCCGGAAGUGCUGCAGCUUUGAAUGGUUCUGGGAGCUACUUCAAGUAAUAAGAGGAUAGCGCUCGGAAUGUGGUCACAGCACUGCCAUGACAGGGCCCUCCUCAGCCUCCUGUACAGGCCUGUGUGUACUUGUUUCAAAUGUGUUGCCCUUCCCUAAAUCAGCCUGAAAGGACUGCCAGAGUGGAAAGUACAGGAAGGCUGCUUCUGAAGGCAAAUGGCCCUGAUACCUAGCGUCUCCUGACUCUCUCCCCAAAACUUCACUGUUCUCUCUCAGGGCUACUCACAGUGAGCCCAGCCACUGACAGGGGCAGAGGUGUUAGCUGCAACAGCAUCCAUGGUGGGGCUAGGAUUUGAACCUGCCACAGUUUGAGCUCUCUUCUCCUGGGCCCACAGCCUCUCGUGGGCACCGCUGGUCAGUAUAUAAUUGAUAGGAGCCAGGUGUGGACUCUGGGUUGGGUGUGUUUUUGUUUAUGGCGCUAGAGUGCACAGGUGGCUGACAAGGGAGAUAUAUUUUUUAUAACAAUGAAUAUUUAAUUUCCACAUCACAGAUAAAAAAGACUCUCUGAAGAAGCAUCCAAGGGAGACUCCAGAGAGGGCAGCUAAUCAGAAAAGGGUCUUCUCGGGGGUUGCUUCCACGUUGCUCAUUUUUUGCUUAACUUUUUCCUGACUGAUUAUUGAGGUAGAGAUAUGCAUGCUGUAGAAAAAAAAAAAAAAAGAA
Molecule: messenger RNA, 7659 nt
Organism: Meriones unguiculatus (Mongolian gerbil)
Lineage: Eukaryota; Metazoa; Chordata; Mammalia; Rodentia; Muridae
Gene: Dennd1a
Product: DENN domain containing 1A
Exons: 22
Coding region: 243-1901 (552 amino acids)
Biological process (GO): endocytic recycling; endocytosis
Cellular component (GO): cytosol; clathrin-coated vesicle
Molecular function (GO): guanyl-nucleotide exchange factor activity; phosphatidylinositol phosphate binding
Source: RefSeq, a predicted model, not a curated record